UGAACCCAAGCUGUACUGUGUUUUCUCCCGACAGUUUGAAAUUACGAUAAAACAGUUAUAUAGAUUCACAACAAAGACAGCAAGGACUACCUCAGAGAUUCGUCUUUUGUUGUGCUCACAAAACGGAAAGUUGGAGCAUUAGAGUGCGAUCUGAAGUGAAGAUUGAAGACGUGAUAGAAGAUGAACCACUGCUAUGCUAAGAUGGCGACGUCCAGUCCAAGAGAAGGCGGAAGAGAAUCAACUCCCAGCAAAUCAUCAACGGAGAAAGAGCCCCGAACUUUAGAAAACGGCAUCCAUCAGCUGACUGGUUGUCAAGAAGAACAUCCCACUCAGCCUCAGGGGGUGAGCUCCAAUUGGAAACAGGAGGAUCUGCAGCCCCCCCAUGUUAAAGAGGAAGAGGAGAAACUGCAAAUCACACAGGAGGGCGAGGAUCUUCUAGGGCGAGGAUCUUCAAGGGCCGUCGCAAAUGAGCACACCAAGUUGCCACUGACAGGUCUCUCUGUGAAGACUGAAGACCAUGAAGACAAACCACCUGAGUCCUUACGUUGGCGGUGUCCUUCAGACGUCCAGAAGCUGAUUGGUCAUCAAGAAGAAUGUCUUCCUCAGUCGCAGGGGGGGACCUCCACUUUCAAGCAAGAGGAUCCCCAACUCCCCCAUGUAAAAGAGGAUGAGGAGGAACUCUGGAUCACGCAGGAGGGAGUGCCACUAACUGGUGUGUCUGUGAAGAUUAAAGAUCAAGUGCAGAGACAAGCAGACAACCUUUUAGCCCCACUAUCAGAUAGUCACCACACAACGUCACACUGUCCUGAGGAUGACGACACCCAAGAACCUUUGAGCAGCAAUACAGACUGUGAAGGUGAUCUGAGAAUGCAAAAAAAAACUUUUAGUUGUUCCGUGUGUGGUAAAAAUCUUUCUGGAAAGCCAGCUGUGGUAUCACACAUGAGAACGCAUACAGGAGAAAAACCAUUUGUUUGCUCAGUUUGUAGCCAACGCUUUUCAAACAGUUACAGUUUGAAGUAUCACAUGUUGAAACACACAGGAGAAAAACCUUUUAGUUGCUCAAUUUGCGGUAAAACAUGCUCUCGAAAUGCAGACAUGGUAACACACCUGCGAACACACACAGGAGAAAAACCUUUCAGUUGCUCAGUUUGUGACAAAAGAUUCUCUCAGCAUGUAAAUAUGGCAUCACACAUGAGAACGCACACAGGAGAAAAACCAUUUGUUUGCUCAGUGUGUAGCGAACGCUUUUCAAGAAGGUACAGUUUGAAGUGUCACAUGUUGAAACACACAGGAGAAAAACCUUUCAGUUGCUCAGUUUGUGGUAAAGGAUUCUCCAUAAGUGGACGGAUGGUAGCACACAUGAGAUCCCAUACGGGAGAAAAGCCUUUCACUUGCUCAGUUUGCAGUCAAAGCUUUUCCAUCAGGAGCAGUUUGACGUAUCACAUGCUGAAACACGCAGGAGAAAAACCAUUUGGUUGUUCAGUUUGUGAUCGAAAAUUCUCUCAAAGUUCACACAUGGUAUUACAUAUGAGAAGACAUACAGGAGAAAAACCUUUCAGCUGUUCUGUUUGUGGUAAACGAUUUGCUUGUAAGUCAACUGUAGUAAAACAUGUGAGAAGGCACACAGCAGAAAAAACAUUUUGUUGCUCAGUUUGUAGUGAAAGCUUUCACAAGAGGAGCAGUUUGACGUAUCACAUGAGGAAACAUACGGGAGAGAAACUCUUCAGUUGUUCACUUUGUGCUGAAGUAUUUACUCUUAAAAGGCAUUUGAUUACACAUGUACAGACACACAAAAGUGAGCAAACUUUUAGAUGCUCAGUUUGUGAGGAAAGCUUUUCUUGUAGGAAAGGUUUGACAGUUCACAUGCGGACACACAAUGGAGAAUAAAUGUCUUUAUGACUAGUGUGUGUGAAAAUCUGGUUACAGGUGAAAAAUAUGAUCUGCUUUGUGUAUGAUACCAGAUUCUCUUAUGAGUUAAUAUCCUGCUACUAACAGCAGCAAAACAACCGUGAUUGGUUGUAGACAACAUGGUGUUUUUUGUAUUACAUGCUAAUCUUCUUUAAGUUCAUGUGCUGUUAAUAAGAGCAACUGCACUAUUUGGUUGAGGGUAACAUGGAUUGUAGACUUUUCUUUACCUUCCUUCUUUUAGAUUACAGAAGUGUCAUUUAAUAAUUGUGGCACAACAUGGGGGGGAAUUUGUUCCCCCCGCCCCCUUUUUUUAAAUUUUUUUUUAAUGAGGCCCAGAAAUCCUGGCCCCAGCCCUGUCAUUGAUCAUGAAAUUGUGUUUGUGUUGUGACAAUGUUAUAGAAUAGUGUUGUACAUGUACCUAAAGUCUAAGUCAAAUAGUCUCCUCUAACCUUGCGACACUUACAUCUGCUUCAAUACUGAGCUAGGAACUGCCCUGUGAAGCAAACAUAAGAUUUUGGAAACAAUGACUAUGUGUUGUCCUUUUUGGGACUAUUGUGUGAUCCAUCCAUCCAUUUUUAUUAUAUUUCUUUGUAAAUAUACAGUAUGUACCAUGACCUCCUGCUGUACCUUUUAAAAACAUGCUUUUUUUGUACUCCACUAGAUAGAGCAAUUGGGUAACAAUGGCAUGUAAUAAGGAGCUACAUUAAUGAGAUAUCUAUUUUUAAGGUGCCUUUAUGAAUUAUUUUUAGUAUAAUGAUCAGUCAGUACAGGUGUUAGUACAGUAUAGGGUUCUAUUGUACAACAAAUCAGUUCUGUAAUGCAUGGCUAUACGGUAUAUGGACAGGGAUGGAUAUGUGUUGUAGCAAUGUGAUUCCAGUGUGAUUACCGCUCUCUCUGGGGAAACAGAUUCAACUUAAAUUCUUCUUGAUGGACUUUAAUUUAGAUUUAAUUUCAUAUUGGAAACAUUUAAACACUUUAGAAAAUAGCAUGAGAGACUUGUUUUGAUGGUGUGCACUUCUCUUUGGGCAGCCUGAGAUUCCACCAGCUGGGCCCCGGAUUUGUAAUAGAAAAAGGAGACCUGAUCAACUAUCUGAUCCAAACACUGUUAUAAAAUCAUUUGUAAUAUGGCAUCAGUGUAUCUGUCUAUUUGAACAAAGGGGCAACAAGCUGUACCAUGAUUUUUGGCUCACACCCCACGGUGUGUGACACAGUAUGAAGGAUUGGCUUCCUCCCACAUGAAGAAAGCAGAGUUUCCCAGGGGUUUCCAAACCUCUACAGAAGGUUUUUUUGCAAUUUUAGUAGCAAGGCGAAACCUCUCACAAGGCUAACAUCCACUAAGAGCCCGUUUGUGUGGUCUCCAGAAGCUGAGGCGGCCUUUGCUAGACUCAAGGUUUUGUUACUACUGCACCCGUACUCUUCCAUCCUGACCCUUCCUUGCAAUUUUUUAUAGAGGUCGAUGCGUCAGAUACAGUAGUGGGAGCAGUCCUGUCCGAGCAGUCCCCGGUCAACCAGAGGCUCCACCCGUGUACAUUAUGCUCGCGUUGCCUCACCACUGUGGAGGAUAACUAUGACGUGGGCAAUAGGGAGUUGCUGGCCAUUGUUCUUGCACUGUAGUAGUGGAGGCAUUGGUCGGAGGGCUCGGCCAUGCCAUCUGUGGUGGCAGCGACUCAAUUCCCGCCAGGCACGUUGGUCCCUGUUCUUGACGCGAUUCAACUUCUCCAUUACUUACAGCCCUGGUUCAUGCAAUGUCAAGCCCAAUGCCUUCUCUAGAAUCUUUGGUGGACAAGACCCCGGAGACUAUUGUGCCUGUAGCUUGAGUGUUGGGGGGUCUCCAGCGGGAGGUGGAGAGAAGAGUGUCCAAAGCAGCGGUCCGAGUCACAGAGCCAAACUGUAUCGGUAUGAUAAAGAGUCAAUGGAAAGAGCGGUAUCGGGGAUCUUAAAAUCUUACAAAAUUAUAACUCAAAACGUGUGAGGUUGAUUAUGAGGCCAGACCAGGUUCAAGGGGGGGGCGGACUGUUCAUGCCACCUGAAUUGAGGUCAGAAGUGCUACAAUGGGGACACUUGUCCAAGCUGGCCAGCCAAUCAGGAGUCAGGCACACAGUUCAUGGUGGCUCAGAGAUUUGGUGGCCUUCUAUGACAUCGGACAUCAGGGAGUUGGUGGCUGCCUGCUCUGUCUGUGCCAGGAAUAAAUCCUCCCAUCGGCCGCCCGCUGGUCUGAUGCAGCUCUGUCUGCCAUCUCUUGCAGUACGCUGGUAAACCAUCAUGGGCGGAGCUACCCGUACACACUCACCUGGUCCUCUUCAGCAUGGCAGGGAAGAACAUUUGUUGCCCGGUUGUUCUUUGCUCCUCGCCUGCCCACCGCUCUGCCUGCUGUCUUUUUGUUGUCUGACUGAUUUUUGUAUAUCUUUUUAUGCCUGUGGAGUUUAUUCUGUAUUAAACUCUUUUGUUCACAUCCGAGUGUGUUGUCUCUGCAUCUUGGGAUCCGAACACCGGCUUACGCCGCAUCGUGACACUUCUGUCACUAUUACAUCUUGGAAAUUUACUUCAAAUUGAUGGCAUAUUUGUUGUGUUUGCAUUUGUCUAAAUAAAAAGCUACAAGUAAGGGUGUCCCGAGAUCUUGCGACAUUAAAUGACGUUUAGACAAAAGCAGUGUCAAGAUAAGAAAUAAAUGAGUCACAUGAACAUGUGAACGCAUGUCUGCUUUCAUUGUCUCUCUUCCAACAGGCAGGAAGAGAAUUCACUCUGUGCAUUGGUUCAUCACCUAGACAACAACGGCGUUCGAAUGGAGUGAGUGUUGCUGCUGCUCACUCUUCAUCCUGUGGACUUUUGCUGAGUGUGAAUUUGUACUCACUCUGCUGCUGUGCUGUCGCUCUCCAGGUCUGGAAGUAUUCUCGCUUGACGGGCACGUCCUUGUCUUGUCUAAAAUACACGUAACAAUAUAAAUGGGAGGUUUCGAUGGUGUGAAACGCACAAUAAUGUGCAGGCAAGAGCAUGUAGUUAUUCGAACGGAGUGAAAAUUAAUGUGAAAAGAAAUCAGAGUAAGAAGUCUGACUUUUUGUUAGCAACAGUUUUGUGAUGCAAAUGUAUUACUCUUUUGAAUGCAUAUUGGUUUGAGAAGCCAAACUCUUAAGUGACCCCAGCAACUAACCGGAACUACGUUCCUCUUCACCGAAAUCGCACAGGAACUCUGCUCAUGGGACAAAGUGGGGGGUAAGUCACUGUUA
Molecule: messenger RNA, 5132 nt
Organism: Dunckerocampus dactyliophorus (ringed pipefish)
Lineage: Eukaryota; Metazoa; Chordata; Actinopteri; Syngnathiformes; Syngnathidae
Product: gastrula zinc finger protein XlCGF57.1-like
Exons: 2
Coding region: 181-1887 (568 amino acids)
Biological process (GO): regulation of transcription by RNA polymerase II
Cellular component (GO): nucleus
Molecular function (GO): RNA polymerase II cis-regulatory region sequence-specific DNA binding; DNA-binding transcription factor activity, RNA polymerase II-specific
Source: RefSeq, a predicted model, not a curated record